Messenger RNA from Aspergillus homomorphus CBS 101889, 1263 nucleotides. Its product is annotated as ribosomal RNA processing 1 family protein. Lineage: Eukaryota; Fungi; Ascomycota; Eurotiomycetes; Eurotiales; Aspergillaceae. The record is from RefSeq and is a predicted model, not a curated record. Gene Ontology annotation, cellular component: preribosome, small subunit precursor; preribosome, large subunit precursor; nucleus. The transcript is spliced from 3 exons. Bases 165 to 1163 code for a protein of 332 amino acids. Gene Ontology annotation, biological process: rRNA processing.
CACCUCUCAAACCGAAUUCACCCUCUGAAUAUCUGCUGACAGUCGCCCAUCGCAUAACCGUUGGCGUCUUCUCGGGCCUACACUACACCUCCCUCGGGAUCCGAAUUCCAAUCGCAAUUGCCAUCGCAAUCACAACUCCAACCGAAUUGACCGCGAAUCCAAAAAUGACAGACCUAGGCAAAACCCCAUUUAUAAAGGAGCUCGCCUCCAGCGACAAAAAACUCCGCGACAAAGCCACCACCUCCCUAACGCUAUUCCUGCGCGCGAAAACCGACCUCUCGAAUCUCGAUCUCCUAAAACUAUGGAAGGGGCUUUUCUUCUGCUUCUACCACUCCGACCGCCCCCUGACGCAACAAGCGCUCGCCCGCACACUAUCCUACAACCUGGUGCCGACACUGCCAAAGGCGACAACCCAGAAAUUCCUGCGCGCGUUCUGGUUGACGAUCGGCCGGGACUUCCAUUCUAUUGAUCGGUUGCGGUUGGAUAAGUACCUGUUUUUGAUUCGGUGCUACGUUGGGGUUGGGUUUGAGGUUUUCGUUCGGGGCGGGAAGCAGAAAGAAGAUUUGAAUGGGGCUGGUGAUGGUGAUGUGGAGGGUAAGAAGCGGAAGAGGGCUCAGGAGGAGCAAACCUCAAAGAAAGGUGGGAAGAAGCGGAGGGGUAAGGGGCAACAAUUACAGGAAUUACCCAAGGAAGAUGAGGAGAAGGUAGAGGACGGAGAGAAGAACGACUGGACGGCGCUGGAAUCCUACCUCGCUAUUCUCGAGGACGGACCGCUGUGUCCGGUCAACUUCGACCCCGAUCAACCCCCUGCCAACGAGGCCGAGGACUUUAUCCCCAUGCCGCAUGGGCCUGACGGGCUGCGGUACCAUGUUAUGGAUAUCUGGGUGGAUGAGUUGGAGAAGGUGCUGGAGUUUGAAGAAGAAGUGACGGCUGAGGAUGGGACCACGGUCAAGAAACCGAAGGGCCAGGUGCCGGGCGACUUGCUGCUGCGGCCGCUUGAGAGGCUGCGGACGGAGAGUCCGUACAAGCCUGUUCGUGUCCGGGCGGCGGAGGCACUGGACGAUGAGCGGUUGGUUCAGUGGGGGUGGAAGGAACGGAAGGUGGAGAGUGAGAGUGAAGAUGAUAGUGAGGAUGAGGAGUGGGGUGGGUUCGGAGAGGAAUGAUUUUGCAUGAACAUACGCUACACACAUAACAAAAGUUUAUACUUGUCUGGAGUUUUGGUCGUGCAAAUCUAUACUGUACUGUACUUAUAUGCUACAUGCU